UGCACGCCAUCCAAUGGUACAACGACUGUAUCACGUACCCCGCGCGCGGCACAGGAUGUGUGUCGGGUCAGCGUCGCACAACACAUCCCACUUUUACUGCAAUCUCACCACAUUUUGAGCUUGUGAUCUAACAUUGUCACUUACUCUGGGUCUCAACUGUAAUUCGGACCGAUCAUUAACACCAUACCAGGUUGCUCACCAUGCCACGAAGAGUUGAAACCAAGGUCGUCGAUACCGCAGAGUCCGUCGCCAGCCUGGUAGACUGGCUAGUGAGAAUUCACAAUGAUCGGGAAGAUGAUGACUUCUCUAGCCUUCUCUACCAGCCAGCCAUUUACAUCUAUCUCGAAGGCGUGAACUUGUCUCGCCACGGCUCAAUUUCCAUCUUCACCUUGAUGGUCGAUAUUGGUAUGCCCGUGCAGAGUGUCUACCUUAUCGACAUCCACGUCCUGGUCGCUCAGGCGUUUACGACCCCAGGAACCGAAUCGAGAACUACACUCAAGGACAUCUUAGAGGACAAAGAUAUAAUCAAGGUCUUCUUCGAUGUUCGCAACGACUCCGACGCACUAUUCGCGCACUACGGUAUCGCCCUGCAGGGUAUAGACGACAUACAGCUCAUGGAAAGCGCAACAAGAGAAACUACGACAUCUAGGAAACACCUCAGCGGAUUGUCCAAGUGCGUCGAGAAAAACAUGAUCAUGUGGUUUGGCGUGGGGCAGGAUCUCAAAGAAUGGAAGGAAGCGAAGGAACAGGGCGAACGGCUGUUCAAUCCUCAACAAGGCGGGACCUACGAAGUCUUUAACGAACGUCCGAUCCCAGACGCUAUCAUCAAAUACUGCGCUGGUGAUGUCCGAUGUCUGCGGGAGAUCCACUACAAUCUCGGCUCCCAUCGCGCAUACGUGUGGCGCGACCUUUACCGCGACGCGACAAAAGCGCGGGUCGCGUCCACGCACGCACCGGACUAUCAGCCUCACGGCCAGCACAAGGCAUUGGCGCCAUGGACGGAUGAGCAGAACAACAUUUUGAACAGUAUGAAUUACAAGCCACCAGCUCGUGACUACUUCGAUGACUUUGACGAUUACGAUCCCGACGAAGAAGAUUACUGGGACGGUAGGGAUGAUAAUGACUACGAGGACUGGACGAGAGCACCGUGGCAGGGUCCGCCUUCUUGAGACACUGCGGUGGUGGGUAGCGCAUUACCUCGAGGUUUAGUUGCC
This is a messenger RNA of Alternaria rosae, 1214 nucleotides long. RefSeq lists its product as uncharacterized. The coding region runs from base 201 to 1169 and encodes 322 amino acids. NCBI's taxonomy places the organism in Eukaryota, Fungi, Ascomycota, Dothideomycetes, Pleosporales, Pleosporaceae. The record is from RefSeq and is a predicted model, not a curated record. Gene Ontology annotation, biological process: nucleobase-containing compound metabolic process. The transcript has a single exon. Gene Ontology annotation, molecular function: 3'-5' exonuclease activity; nucleic acid binding.